CCGGGCGGCCAUUGUUAAUAUCUGGAAGAAAUCGAAGCGUAAUUCUUCCGUUAAAAUGCCUCCUUCGGACACAGAAAACUCCGACGUAAGGGAAAGAUAUGAGGAAUUGUGCCGAGAUCUAAAUAUGGACACUGUCGCAAUGGAAGAAGCCUGGCAGACCUUCGAAAAUAUCAGUACUAACUAUACGCUGGAGGGAGACGAUCUUCACUGGUUGGCUUGCGCUUUGUAUGUUGCUUGUCGAAAAUCCGUUGUUCCAACUGUUGGGAACUGCGAACCAGUUGUUGGCAACUGUGUAUCUCUAACGAGAUUGUUGAGGUCAACGAAACUGAGCCUGAUACAAUUUUUCAAUAAAAUGAAGAAAUGGGAAGACAUGGCGAAUCUGGCUCGGGAAUUUCGUGAUAAAGUCGAUCGCCUGGAGCGUAACUUCGCAGUGUCAACUGUGAUAUUCAAAAAAUUCGAGCCGAUCUUUAUGGACUUGUUUAGGAGUCCUGCUGAUGAUCAACCACGGCACCCAAGAGGUCGCAAACAAAGGAGACUGCCAUGUAAUUCAACCGAUAUGUUUAUAUUCUGCUGGACUUUAUUUGUGCAAGUCAGAGGCAACUUCCCCGCCAUUAGUGACGAUUUAGUGAACUCGUAUCAUCUUCUACUGUGCUGCUUGGAUCUUAUUUUCAGUAAUGUUAUUCUCGGCAAUCGACGAGAUCUUAUUAAAGUAGAAUUUCCAG
Saccoglossus kowalevskii is the source of this 722-nucleotide messenger RNA. RefSeq names its product retinoblastoma-like protein 1. The record is from RefSeq and is a predicted model, not a curated record. Gene Ontology annotation, cellular component: chromatin; transcription regulator complex; nucleus. NCBI's taxonomy places the organism in Eukaryota, Metazoa, Hemichordata, Enteropneusta, Harrimaniidae. Gene Ontology annotation, biological process: cell differentiation; regulation of transcription by RNA polymerase II; negative regulation of G1/S transition of mitotic cell cycle. Gene Ontology annotation, molecular function: RNA polymerase II transcription regulatory region sequence-specific DNA binding.